GCUUCAUUCCUCUCCUCUGAAGCCAAGAACCCUAGAAAAGCUCUCAACUCUUUGAACAAUACCCAUCGUCUUGUUUUCCUUCUGUUUUUUCUCUUCGAUUUCUCCGAUUCGGAGUUCGUAAAGCAUGGAUUCUUCUUCGGCUGAGAGCAGUGCGGAGUUCUCCGGUUCUCAAUCUUGGUUGCAGUCGCGAAGGGGAGUCCGGGUGGUGGGAAGGAUCAGAUCUUUUCGGAGUUCGGAGAUUGUCGGAGCCUCCGAUGGGGAGUCUUCUUGUUCGUCCAGUCGCGCUCAGAUUUCUCUCACGAGAUGCGAUGGAGACUACGCCUCAAUCUCUUUUGGAGAUCAAUCUACUGGGAGCAGUCGCAAAGACUCUUACAAGUUAGAUUGGUGCUAUAAGCAAGAUGAGGGCAUCAGUGAGAUUUUCUCUAGAGAGGUCAAGCCUCUUAUCCAAGGAAUAUUUCAUGGACGUAAUGCCUGCGUUAUUGCUUACGGUGCUCGGGGAAGUGGAAAGACUCAGAUGAUUCAGGGCUCUGAAGAGGACCCUGGCUUGGCACCAAUGGCAAUUUCCGAGAUUCUCAUGUCAGCCACAGAAGUAGGGGGAUCAGUGGCUAUAUCAUGCUAUGAAGUGUAUCAAGAUCACAUCUAUGAUCUCUUGGAUCCUAAAGAACAAGAGGUACUUGUUCUUGAAGAUGCUGGACGGAAAAUUCAGCUCAAGGGCCUUUCUCAGGUCCCUGUGAAUUCAAUUGUUGAUUUCAAGAAAUUAUUCACUAAUGCAUGCAACCAACGGAGACCUCAAAAGAAAUCUGCCAAUGACACAUCGAUUAGGAGCCAUAGAGGCAUGAUUAUAUAUGUUUCUGUUGUUGAUAAGAAAACCAACCAUUCCCUUAUUGGAAAGAUGAAUUUUGUUGACUUGGCAGGUUAUGAGGACACUAAACAGAAGAGUAAUGCUUACUCUUAUCCUGCUGAGAGUGCUAAAGUCAACAAGUCACUCUAUACCUUGCUCAAUGUUAUUUACGCAUUGAAUGCCAAUGGGACCUACAUUCCCUACAGAGAAAGCAAAUUGACCCGUUUGUUGCAAGAUUUCAUAUGCAGAGCAAGUGGGGCGGUACUCAUUACUUGUGUGAACCCAACUCUAUGUCAAGAUACUAUUAAUGCAGUCAGCUUGGCUUCUCGGUCAUGCCAGAUGGUCAACCAUCACCGACAUGACACAACCAAGAGCAGUAGUAAGAGUGUCUCAAAAUUUAUCCCGACGUUUUCCCCUUCUAAUGGAGGAAGUCGAGCACAAGAUACCUUAGUAAAAAAGCAUCAACUUUCUCAGUUUGCCUCUACUGAAAGAAAACGAAAUGGAACCCCAUUUUUGACUAAGAGAAGGCCCCAACCGUUGAGCAAAUCUAUGAAGAAACCUGGACCCUCCCUAUUUAGCUCAGUUGAGAAGAAAACAAACAAUAGCACAUCUCUAACAAAAGGAAGGAAGUUGUUCAAUGCUACAAGUCCUAGCCCCAAAUCUAUCAAGAAGAAUGCUUUAAGUGAUUCUACAUGUGGAGACACUUCUACACAAAGUGAGGAAACUUGCGUGUCACCCAUUGCUCCUGAUGUACAAUCUAAGAUUCCAGAGUCUCCCAAGGAUGUUUCUUUUCCGAAUGAGCACAAUGAUAUUCGAGAAAGUGAGACUGGACUUGAUAUUAGUGCAAAAUUAUCUGCAGAUUCAGAAGAAAGCACUACGAAGGAGAACCAUGAAUCUCUUGUCAAUAUGGCUAAAUCCUCUCCACCAUUAAGCGAAAGAUUGAGAGAGAUAUCGAACUCAUUGAAACUCUUAAGUACUCGACAGAUAUGCAUUGGAACACCAAAAGUGGAUGUAUCAUAUUAUAAGCAAGGUGGUGUCGAUCAUAUCGAACCCAAAACUCCUGGAGUCCCGUUCAAUUUAAGACUAGAUGGCAACUCAAACUUUGAAACUGGUACUCCACAAGACAUCUUCAGAACUCGCAGUACAGGACUCAAGAAAUCGCUGGUCCAGGAGUGUCUAUCUUUCCUUAACAGUGCUAAUAAAGAGGAACUUAAAAAAUUGAAGGGAAUUGGAGAGAAGAGAGCUACCUACAUACUUCAACUUCGCGAGGAAACUCCAGAACCCUUUAAGGAAAUAGAAGAUCUUAAGGAACUAGGACUAUCUUCAAAGCAGAUAGGUGGAAUGAUGUCAGGAAUACUCGAGGAUUUUUAGAAUGAUGUUGAAAUGUGUGUCGAUCAUUUUGACUAAGGACAUGCGAGUCAUGUCCCUCUUCAUCUUGCAAAAUUAUGGGUUGCAAUGAUGGAUUUAUACUUGUAUAUGGGAAGCUAUUCUUCUUGAUAGAUUAAAAAACUUCAAAGGGAAGGAGUGAUGUGUGUCUGUAUCUUUGUUCAUUGUAAUCGAUCUUUAUUUGGUGUUAUUUUCUUCAUACAUUGAUGACAACUCUUGUUAUAGAAUGUAAAUGAUCAAUACAGGGUAUAAACACCAGAUUCUAUGUUUGACAAA
Molecule: messenger RNA, 2503 nt
Organism: Phoenix dactylifera (date palm)
Lineage: Eukaryota; Viridiplantae; Streptophyta; Magnoliopsida; Arecales; Arecaceae
Source: RefSeq, a predicted model, not a curated record